Molecule: messenger RNA, 977 nt
Organism: Solanum lycopersicum (tomato)
Lineage: Eukaryota; Viridiplantae; Streptophyta; Magnoliopsida; Solanales; Solanaceae
Product: probable peroxygenase 5
Molecular function (GO): calcium ion binding; monooxygenase activity
Source: RefSeq, a predicted model, not a curated record
UCCAAGUUGUAUAAUACACAUCAACUUCUAUAUAUACUUGCUUUAUUCCUUCCAUAUUCUUAUUGCUCUCUUCUAUAUCUUCUUUUCUCUAUUCAUUAUUAUAUUCUUAAAAUAACCAAACUUUUAAAUAUGGCUUCCGCAAACAACAUUCACCAAGAAGGAGUUACGAAGAUCGAACCAACUCCUCUACAGAAACAUGUUAUGUUCUUCGAUAUCAAUAACGACGGAAUAAUUUACCCUUGGGAAACUUAUCAAGGUUUUCGAAAAAUUGGAAGUAAUAUUUUUCUUUCCAUUUUUGCCUCCUUUUUCAUUAAUUUUGGCCUCAGCCGAAAAACUCGACCGGGAAAAGGGCCUUCUUUACUCUUUCCUAUUGAAGUGAAAAACAUCAAACUUGCCAAACACACCAGUGACAGUGGGGUCUACGAUAGUGAAGGAAGAUUUGUUCAAGAAAAAUUUGAAGAGAUAUUCAGCAAACAUGCACGUUCAAAUGGAAAUGCAUUAACAGCCCAAGAAUUGGAUGAUAUGCUUAAGGCAAACAAGCAACCAAAUGACUCUAAGGGAUAUGUUGCUGCUCAGUCAGAGUGGAAGAUCUUAUAUUUUCUUUGCAAAGAUGAGCAUGGAUUAUUGAAAAAAGAAAUAAUUAGGGGUGUUUAUGAUGGUAGCUUAUUUGAACAAAUGGCCAAGGAGCAACAAGCCAAGAAGAAAAAGUAAUUAAUUAAUUUCAAAUUAUAGCUAAUUCAUUUAAUUUCUCAAUUAUUUUGAACAGGAUCUUUUUUUUAAGUAGUUUUGUUUUUAUUAUCAGAUUCAUAUCAAGUUCAAAAAAAUGGAUUGAAUCCUAGCCACUAUGUAUAGUAAGAACAUUUGUAUGUAUGGAGUGAUAUCUUGUGGAUUUUUUCUCUUAUUUGUAAUUUGUAAAGUAUUAUUUCUUUAUACUGAUGAUUAAUGGGGUGAUUUAAUUUUUUUCUCUUAUUAUAUGA